Moneuplotes crassus is the source of this 1228-nucleotide messenger RNA. Lineage: Eukaryota; Ciliophora; Spirotrichea; Euplotida; Euplotidae. The record is from the annotation of a GenBank genome assembly.
CUUCAGGCUCAUAAUUAACAAACCUGAAUCAGAUCCUCAGUUUAGAGUCAAUCUUAUGAUUAAAGAAAAGCCUGAUGAGUCUACUCCUAUGAGAAGGAAAGGAGAUAGAAUUAAGACAGUGCCUUCGAUCAAGUUAUUCCACACUCAAGAAAAACCGAAUGUGAAAUAACUUUAUGAAGAUAAAUACUAUUGGAGUUAACUCAGUUAAACAGCAAAGUCCUAAGGCGAAGAAACAUAUCAAGAUGAAAGAUAGAACAACGCCAAAGAAGGGCAAGCAUAAUUCUGGAUUACUAAGGUCAACGAGCCUGAUGGGUCAUUAUGAGAAUCAGAAUUUCGGGACUUUUGACUCGGUAGUUAAGAGUGCGAGGUACAGUAUUCAAAGAUUUUUACAACAGAGAAUCUCUUUAAUUCAAGAAGAGUCAGAAAGUGGGUACUCAGAGAUAAAAGAACCAAGUAAAAAUAAGGCUUCCUUCGUCUACAGUCAAUGGAACAUCAUCGGGACAAAUCAAAGUCAGUACCUCGAUAAGGAAAUUUCUAAAGUCCUGAAGAAUAAAUAAGAAGUAUGAUGAUAAAUUGAAGGUUUCACAAACUUCCCUUUUUGAAACAAUGGCGCUAAAGAAAUUAAAGCUACCUUCAAAGCUAGAAGGGUGACGACUAAAUAAUCUUCCAAAGUUAAUCACUAAAUUUGAGAAUAAAAAAUCUCAGAAAUGUCCCAAAAUUAUGCCAAGACAACUCAAGAUAUCUGAGCAUAUUAUUUGAAGGAACAAAGAUGAUAAAACAGUUGACAACCCGCCAAGUUCUUCGAUCAAGAGGAUCAAGGAUAGAAUGAGCUCAAAGUCCAGAGCAAAGACUAAUUUGAAGCAGAGAGGACAUGCUUCACAGUCACGGUUUCUUCACAACAAAAGGAAAAAGAAGCAAAACAUAAACUCUCAGAAUGCUGAUAAUUCUAGUACUGAGAAUCCAUUAUUAGGAGUUUCAAAAUUUCCCAUGACUCUUAGUACUCCUUGGGUUAAAAAUGAUUUUAUCUUCAAUACUUUUCUUCCUGUUCCGCUGACAGAUAGAAAAAUUAUGCAAAAACCUAUAAAGGUUAAGCGAGUACGUCCCCUCUGACAUGGUGAAAGACUUAAAAUGUCUGCCUCAGUGCAAGGUUUUCGGAAGAGUAGCCAAAACUUUGCUAAAAAGUCGACAUCUCACUCUGCUAGGAGGUUUUUAUAGAAUUUCAACUGAA